Molecule: messenger RNA, 2641 nt
Organism: Gossypium raimondii (Peruvian cotton)
Lineage: Eukaryota; Viridiplantae; Streptophyta; Magnoliopsida; Malvales; Malvaceae
Product: probable potassium transporter 13
Biological process (GO): potassium ion transmembrane transport
Cellular component (GO): membrane
Molecular function (GO): potassium ion transmembrane transporter activity
Source: RefSeq, a predicted model, not a curated record
AUGGAAUCUAAAACUUGUUCUACAACCCAGGUUUCUCGCCUGAAAUCAUGCAGGACUACUCUCUGUCUUCCAUACCAGAGUUUUGGGGUUGUCUAUGGAGAUCUAUGCACAUCCCCAAUAUAUGUCUACAAAAGCAUAUUCUCUGGGAGUUUGUUCCCUUACAGAGAAGACCAUGAGAUUUUUGGGGUACUUUCUUUGAUUUUCUGGACUUUGACAAUCAUCCCUCUUCUAAAGUAUGCAGUUUUUGUUUUAGGUGCUGAUGACAAUGGUGAAGGUGGGACCUUUGCCUUGUAUUCAUUGCUUUGUCGACACUCGAGGAUGGGCUUAUUGAAUGCUACCAAUGAAGCAGACAAGCACGAAUCGAUUGAAAAGGCUGAAGAACCUGUUGAGGACACAGGAACUAGUUUACUCAUAAAGCAGUUCUUUGAAAAACAUCAUAGCUCUCAGGUUGUUCUACUCCUUGUUGUUCUCCUUGGAACAAGCAUGGUUAUUGGUGAUGGAAUCCUGAGUCCAACCAUGUCCGUCCUCUCCGCAGUCUCUGGUUUACAGGUUAAGGUUACAGACUUACAUGACAAUUGUAUUCUGUUCUUUGCCUGCACUAUCUUGGUUGGACUUUUUGCUCUUCAGCACUAUGGAAAACACAAUGUUGGGUUUCUCUUUGCUCCAAUAUUGAUAUGUUGGCUUAUAUGCAUUACCGGAGUCGGCAUUUACAACAUAUACCAUUGGAAUCCUUGUGUUCUACAUGCUGUAUCACCAUACUAUAUUUAUAACUUCUUCAAGAAAGCUGGAAAAGAUGGAUGGAGUUCCCAUGGAGGCAUCGUCCUUUGCAUUACAGGUGCAGAAGCUAUGUAUGCUGAUCUUGGUCAUUUCUCUAAGCUUUCUAUCAGGAUAGGAUUUACAGCAGUUGUUUAUCCUUGUUUAGUUCUAGCAUACAUGGGUGAAGCUGCUUAUCUCUCCAAGCACAGGAUGAAUCUUCAAAGCAGUUUCUACAAGGCCAUUCCUGACGCUGUAUUUUGGCCAGUGUUUAUCAUUGCCACUCUUGCAACGGUAGUCGGAAGUCAAGCAAUAAUCUCAGCUACAUUCUCCGUCAUCAAUCAAUGCCGGGCCCUAACUUGCUUCCCACGUGUGAAGAUAAUACACACAUCGAAACAAAUAAAUGGACAAAUAUACAUACCAGAAAUAAACUGGAUCCUGAUGCUGCUAUGUCUUGUUGUUCUUAUCGGCUUCAGAGAUACCAACACGAUUGGUAAUGCAUAUGGUUUGUGCCUUCACUUGCCUUGUCUUCCUCAGCAUCCCCCCUUUGCUUGCGCUCUAAGCCAACAAUAUGCUUCUUCUGUUUUUGGGUUUGCAGAGCUUGCUGCGAUCACAGUCAUGUUUGUUACAACCUGCUUGAUGUUUUUGAUCAUCAUUACGGUUUGGCAUCGAAGUCUUUUCCUUGCAUUAUUGUUUGUACUAACCUUUGGAUCUGUGGAACUGCUUUAUUUUUCGGCAUGCCUUGCUAAAGUACGCAAAGGGGGAUGGCUUCCCCUUCUUGUCUCUGCGGUAAUUUUGUCUCUGAUGUCAAUCUGGCACUACGGGACUUGGAAAAAGCAAUCAGUCGAGUUUGAGAAUAAGGUGUCAUUGGAUAGUUUCAUAGCUCUUGGUCCAGGCCUCGGAAUAACCAGGGUUCCAGGAAUUGGCCUAAUUUACUCCAAUGUCGCCUCAAGUAUCCCACCAAUGUUUGCACAUCUUGUGGCAAGCUUUCCAGCAUUCCAUCAGAUCCUCAUCUUUGUCACCCUGAAUCAUGUUAUGAUUCCCAAAGUUCCAGGUGACAAGUGCUUUCAUGUUUCCUGGAUCGGUCCUCCCGAAUUCCGUUUCUACCGAUGCAUAUUAAGGCUUUUUCUCAGACUUGGACUUCUUUACCACAGGCACCCAUUGACCAACUGGUGGCACAGGUACUUUCACCGUCUUUUUCUUCUGUGUCAGUGUGGUUCAUUCGUUAAUCAUAUCCCAAUCCUUCUAUCAGUUACAAGAUCGAAAAUCAUGCUUGCUUUUAAAUCCAAGUUAGAUGAAAGGAAUCGGGCAAUCGAGAUUAGUCCUGGUGAACCUCGAGAAUUGCAUAAGAGAGGUCUCUUCUUUCACAACGACUUGGAAACUCAACUGAUUGAAAAGGUCUCGGAGUUUCUGAAACACCAGUCCAGUAGUGAAACCUUUUUAGCCGCAGGGCAAGCACCUAUUCCCGUCAAAGAUGUUUGUAAAAUGGGGUAUGAGAUUAAUGCUGGAGAAGGCAAUCGAAGAAGAAAAGCAGCCGGAUCGAAAAUGACUCCAACAAGCAACGAAGUGCAGGAACUAAUGGAAGCAAAGGAAUCAGGGGUGGCAUACGUGAUUGCAAGCACUCGUAUCAAAGCCAAUAACAUAAUCUACGGGUUUCUUAGACGAAAUAGCAGGCCUUCUCCGGUUGCACUCGGGAUUCCUCACGCCUCACUUGUCGAAAUCGGAAUGGUUUACCGAGUUUAAGUAAUUUGUCCAUCGGAAUGCUUAAAGUAUGUGGUAUUUGACAUCAAUUUUAAGUACUUAAUUUUACAUAAAUUUUAAUAUGAUAUUAAAAUGUUCAUGUAUUUAUAUGUUGGGUUGGUAUGAAGUUUUCAUAUUUUAUUUUUUA